This is a messenger RNA of Paramecium octaurelia, 884 nucleotides long. Lineage: Eukaryota; Ciliophora; Oligohymenophorea; Peniculida; Parameciidae. The record is from the annotation of a GenBank genome assembly.
CAUUAACUUUUAAUUAUGAUCAAUCUUAUAGAACAAUAAGUCGACAAACAACCAAUUCUUUAACAGAUAUCCAAAUUGAAGGACUUUCUCCUUAAUCAUGUCAACUAGAAAGUAGUAUUUCUUACAUCAGGUGGAACCUCAGUUCCUCUGGAAUAGAACACUGUUAGAUCUAUCGAAAACUUCUCAUCUGGAUUGAGAGGAGCUGCCUCUGCUGAAUACUUCUUGAGAGAAGGCUUCAUUGUCGUAUACUAUUACAGAGACAAGUGCUUAAGACCAUUUGCAAGGCAUUUAAAUGUUUAAAAGCUAAUUAAUGCUGAUCAGUAUUUAUGCUAUCAUUAAAUUUUUAAGAGAAGAAUUAGAAAAACUUAAGCAACUUUAACAAGUUGAUAAAACUAAACUCUAUGAAGUAUCUUAUGUUUCUGUGAUGGAAUACUUGUAUUUUGUUAUAAAAGCUAUGGAAAUCUUCAAAGAAUUGAAAUUGAACAUACUAGUUUAUUUAGCCAGUGCUGUCAGUGAUUAUUACAUUCCAAAAAACAUGAUGGCAUAACAUAAGAUCUAAGCUUAAGACAAAUUAGAAUUAGAGUUAAUGCCGGUUCCUAAAAUUUUGGGUUUAAUAAGGGAAAUUUAUCAGGAAGCUAUAAUAAUUUCAUUUAAAUUAGAAACCGAUAAUGAUAUCCUCUAUAAGAAAAUUUAAGAGUCGAUGAAGAAAUACAAUUUAGAAUAUGUAUGAAGUUUUAUUGAGUUUUUAGUGUAUAGGAAAUUUAUUGCAAAGUAGAAGAGAUCAAAUUGUUAUAUAUAAUAAGGGAGAGUUUAUCAAAAUGGAAAGAAAUAAGGAUGAAAUAGAAGAGCAAAUUAUUGAAUAUUUUAAAUAAAACAUCAAAUGA